This is a messenger RNA of Aspergillus novofumigatus IBT 16806, 1324 nucleotides long. RefSeq names its product transcriptional regulator SPT3. The transcript is spliced from 4 exons. The record is from RefSeq and is a predicted model, not a curated record. Gene Ontology annotation, molecular function: transcription coregulator activity; protein heterodimerization activity. Gene Ontology annotation, biological process: transcription by RNA polymerase II. NCBI's taxonomy places the organism in Eukaryota, Fungi, Ascomycota, Eurotiomycetes, Eurotiales, Aspergillaceae. Gene Ontology annotation, cellular component: SAGA complex. Bases 123 to 1103 code for a protein of 326 amino acids.
GUUUAAGAGUGGGUGUCGUGCAGUCUGGUAAUCGGGAAGUGUCAUUCUUCAUCAGACUUUCUCUUUUGCAUUUCGGCUUCUAUGUCCAAUUGACGUUGAUCAUUGCGUUGAGCGAAUUCAAUAUGGCGACCGAUCGAACACCUAAGUAUCGGCAGGAAAUCCAGCAGAUGAUGUUCGUCUCUGGAGAGACUGCCGAACCAUCUGUUGAAACGACAACACUUAUUGAGGAUAUCGUCCGCCAGCAAGUGAUUGAAAUCCUCGCACGAAGCACAACGUUGGCUACACGUCGCGGUGUGCGGUCUAUUUCCACAGAUGAUUUGAUAUUCUUAAUUCGACAUGACAAGGCCAAAGUCUCACGUCUUAAGACCUUCCUUUCCUGGAAAGAUGUCCGUAAAAAUGUCAAAGACUCCGACGACAAAGGUGGCGCCGACGCUGCAGACUUCGCAGGGGCUGACGACCCGAUUGCGGGAGGCGUCGUCGCUGGGCCCCAAGAUGUUGCUUCCAAACCAAAAAACAAGAGAGCGCGUGUUGGCCUUGUGUGGGAUGUGAACAGCUUCUACUCCGUCCAGGUACCGGAGAGGGAGGACGAAGAAGAUGAGGAGGAAGAGGAGCAGAACUAUGCCACUCUUCAACGUCUUGCAGCAGCUGAUGAACGCACAAAGAACAUGACCAGAGAAGAGUACGUGUUCUGGUCAGAAUGCCGUCAAGCAUCGUUUACGUAUCGCAAGAGCAAGCGUUUUCGAGAGUGGGCUGGCUUUGGCAUCGUGACGGAGUCGAAACCCAAUGACGAUAUUGUCGAUAUCCUUGGGUUCUUGACGUUUGAGAUAGUUCAGACCCUGACCGAAGAAGCUCUCAAGGUCAAGGAACGCGAAGACCGUGAGAAGAUCCGUCGUGGAGGGGCCGAAAGCGGAGCAGGUGAAAACACGAAGAAGCGUAAGCGAGAAACUGGUCUUUUCGAUCCUCCCGAAGAGGGACGUACGCCAGUUGAACCAAGACACAUCCGUGAGGCUUACCGUAAGCUUCAAGCCACUCCGAACAAGAACAUUGCUAUGCUCCUGCACAAUGGGCGCAUCCCGGCCCGUAUGCCUUUGAGAUUGAUUUGACCGAGUUCCACAUCCUGUCACCGUCCUACGACUCAUACGAUUUAUUUCCCGGCGUUUACUCUUUCCUUCCGCGGAGCUAUACUACGAUAGAUACCCAUGAACUACGAUUGUACGAUAUUGAAGUUGUUUUGGUGAAAUCUUCUGCCAUAUCUUUUGCAGUUAUGCAUGUGUCACUGAGAUUUCACAAUGUUGUUUUCAUACUACAUAAUCAAUUAUUCUGA